AUGUCUGCGCUGUGUGCUGUGUACGUGGUCUCAGGCACGCUGUCUCUGACAUGGAGAAAAUGGGAUGAACACCUAAAGUCAUCCUUUAUACAGUCUAUGGUUAUAUCUCACAGUCUGAAUUCAUAUUUCCAAAUAAACAAGUCCUUCAUGUUGCAGCUUGUUAUUCUUCUCUCCCUCGUUAUGUAAUUCUCUCCUCCUCUCCCUCUUUGUUAUCAACGGGACAGACUGACGUCAGCACCAGCUGCACGGAGGGGGGUCUGAGCAGAUCCUGAUCCCAGACCAGCUAACGGAGGCGAGUCUGAGCGGAUCCUGAUUCCAGACCAGCUAACGGAGGCGGGUCUGAGCGGAUCCUGAUUCCAGACCCAGUGUAUGCUCCAGACCAGCUAACGGAGGGGAAACACACGGCUGAUCCAGCCGCUCGCUGAGACCUGAGGCCCGUCAGAGUCUGUGAGUCUGUCUCACGUCUGAAUGUGUGAGGAGGCAGAACGCGUUUUGCACUGACUUCAGCCUUUUAUGCAACCCUUCCUGCUCACCAGGAACCACCAGGAUCCACCAAGAACCACCAGGAUCCACCAUGUCCGACUCUGCUGAAACCUCUUCAACAGACAACCACGGAGACUCUGGGCUACACGGGUCUUGGGUGGAGUUAGAGAUGAACAGAGCUGCGGCUGGUGGUCCAGCCCAUUCAUCCCCCACAGACGGCACAACCUCGGCCCUGUUGCCCCUCCCUCAGGUGGAGGAAGAGGAAGCCAUAGUGGGGGGGCUGGAGCAUGUCCCCUCUUCGUCCUCCAUCCACAAUGGAGACAUGGAGAAGAUUCUGCUGGAUGCCCAGCACGAGUCGAGCCGCAGCAACUCCUCUUGCGACAGCCCUCCACGGCCUCACAGCCCCCAGGAUGACGGACAGAUCAUCUUUGACGUGGACCUGAGCAGCAGAAGAGACAGCCAAUCAGAAGAGGAUGCCUUAGACAAGGAGAGGGAUAUGGACAUCCUGAUGAAGGACGCAGACUGGGUUGCUGACUGGUCUAGUCGACCGGAAAACAUUCCCCCCAAGGAGUUUCAUUUCCGUCACCCUCGGCGCUCAGUAACACUCAGCAUGAGGAAGACCGGAGCGAUGAAGAAAGGAGGCAUCUUCUCUGCUGAGUUCCUCAAAGUCUUCAUCCCCUCGCUGCUACUAUCACACAUCCUCGCCCUGGGGCUGGGUGUCUACAUUGGAAAGAGGUUGACCACGCCCCCUGCUAGCUCUUUCUGAACCUGAAACUGAAGAAAAGUGCCUGAGAAGUGGCCAAGAGUCGUCUGAGAAAGUUUUUACUCUUACAAGAAGAACGCCGUCUCUCCUCCCUCUACCCCGCCUGCCUCCUGUUCCCCUCCUGAGAUAUGACAUGUUCUCAGGAGAAAAGCAUCUACCCACCCUCCCUCCCUCCCCUCCUUCCCCACCCUUUUCUUCUUGAUCUCUGUUCUCUGACUGUCUGUAGAUAUUCCCCCUCUCCUCCCCUGUAUCUUUCACUCAUUUUUAAAAAGCUUUUCAAAGAAACAAUAAGGUCAUAUUUCCCGUUCCCUCAGAGAUUGGGUUCAAACGUUUAUCAGUGGUGAGUUUUUCAGGCAAAGUCACAGCAUCAUACCAAACUCUUCUUCCCUUCUACACAUGCUGUCCCAGUUCUCUUCUCAUGAUGUGACAACAAGGGGGGACUGCCCAGUUUUAGAACUGACCACAGAUUGUGCCACCUUAAUGAGUAGCCCAACACCCAAUCUCCAAAAGGGUUUGACUGAGUUCAGAGUGGGCUACAUUAACUGAAAAUCAUGCCUUUUUGAAAAUACCCGUUUUGUUAAUUUUCUUCUGCUUAUAUUGUUUUUUUUAUUUAUUUUCAAACAGUGGUGGUUUAUUGAGAAGUUGUAAUGAUGGAAAAAGUUACCACAGUGGCCAUCCAGAACCACAAGCACUCAUAAGUAACUCUGGGGGGGUCUGCCCAAGCAGAGAUUCCUAAUCCUGUGACACGUUUUCACCUUUUGAAAACUACGAUUAUAAACCGAUUCAUGAACUGGAAACAGGAGUGUUGGUGUGAGUUGUGUACACAGGCAGUGUGUCCCUCUCAGUGUGUACACCAGCAGUAUUUUGUGGUUUGGUUUUGGGUAACGGCGCUGUAUGGUCUGAAAAGGUUGAGUCGUCUGUCCAGUCCAGUGUCUGUGUCAUCUUUUCAGUGAGCCACCUGGUUUGACUGCAACAUAUCAAAGAGACUCAUCAGUUCCCACUUCUCUUAACUCAAGAUUGGGCUGGAUAUAACCUGGUUUUCUACUGAGUAUUCCAUUUUUUGUAAAUUUAAAGAAAACUGAACCAAAAAAGCUUAAAAGAGAUAGAAGACUGAAGAUUUUAAUUUAAAAGAACCUUCUUUGUAUUGAUGUUUAUAAUAAGAGUGGAUGGGUGAUUUAAUUUUAAAAGUGCCAUGAAGAAUUCAAAUCAAAAUUAAAUUUGAAUUAAAUCUUUCUUUCAGGAUAUUAUUUGGACUGCUAGGAUUGUAUUGUCAUGAAAAAAUUGUCCAGUGUUAGCCAGCCCUUCUUUCUAACACUCCCUACUAAAGGUCUACAAAACAACCGCGUUAAGUUCACCAAGCUGCAAAUGAAGGGAACUGAUUUCUUGAGUGUACACAAGCAGGUGAUCCUCACUCUGACUUCUGCUCAAAUGACACUGCAGAUGUGUAGCAACUUGUGAACGAUGGACAGGAGAUGUGUUUUUACCUGAAAGGUUCUACUUCACGAGGAAUAGGUACUUGGCUAAUGUGUUCAAUAAGGUCAUUAGCUGGUGGAAAGCUUGUUGUAAGAUAUUAGCUUCAGAGCAGUAUCUCUGAGGUUGGGCUGAUUAGUUUGGACUGAAAUGGCGAUACCAGGGUCAAAUAAUAUUUUUUUAUAUUAUUUUACAAGAUGUUCAAAUCCUAUCAAAUGUGUGUUCCCCAAAAGAUGUGUUUUUAAUUUUGCUGGACACACAAGGAUGUUUUUGGGUGACUUAAGUUUCCCUAAGCAGAGGCAACUGAUCACUGCAUUUUAGUAAUUCAGGAGAAAAUGAGGUCUUGACUUCUCUGUUGACAGAAGUGCAGGUUUUUUACAUCAUGGGCGUAUUUUAAAGGUGAUAUAGUCUGGAAGGCCAUAGAUGCUUUGAAAACAUAUGAAAUUAUUGUAUGGUUUAAAUGAUAAAAUUAAUCUUCAUCACAACCUAAAACAUAUUUCCUGCUGUUAACAGCUACAUUAGUAAAAUUCUAAAUCCCCCUCUAGAAGUACUAAACAUUUGAUUCAGCGUAUCCUCUCAAACUUUCUCUUUAUAGGCUCAGGAGCGAUGAGAAGUGAUUGUAGUGUAGCCUCAGCUGCAACCACAGAGGUACUGCUCUGUUGUUUUGUGCCACAUACACGUCUCUACCUGUCUUUGAACAUGCAGCAUUUGACAGUGAUGUUUUGGACUGUUCUUUCAUGUUUGGUUUGUUUUAAGUUGUCUUGUGUGUUUUUUCCUGAUGUUGCAAAAAGAUUGUGAACGCACAGAGUGGAAGUCGAGUUUGACACUGAGGGUGUUUCAUAGUGUUAAAAGUACAACCCCCUAUUGAUGAUGGCAGGGCCUGUGAAUAGGAAAGGAAGUUAAUGACAGAGAUUUCCUUCAGACUGAGACAGUCCAACAGUAGUUAUUGUAAUUAUACAUUUGCUUUGAUUUUUCUUUUUCCCUCUACAUUGGAAAAGUCGAUGAACAUUUUGUCAUUAAAGAUUACCUGAAUGAAGCUA
Molecule: messenger RNA, 3756 nt
Organism: Notolabrus celidotus (New Zealand spotty)
Lineage: Eukaryota; Metazoa; Chordata; Actinopteri; Labriformes; Labridae
Gene: bnip3lb
Product: BCL2 interacting protein 3 like b
Exons: 6
Coding region: 575-1249 (224 amino acids)
Biological process (GO): mitochondrial outer membrane permeabilization; positive regulation of apoptotic process; defense response to virus
Cellular component (GO): nucleus; mitochondrial envelope; mitochondrial outer membrane
Source: RefSeq, a predicted model, not a curated record